AUGGUGGUGUAGUGGUGGUGUAGUGCUGCUGCUAAUGGUGGUGUAGUGGUGGUGUAGUGCUGCUGCUAAUGGUGGUGUAGUGGUGGUGUAGUGCUGCUGCUGAUGGUGGUAUAGUGGUGGUGUAGUGCUGCUGCUAAUGGUGGUGUAGUGGUGGUGUAGUGCUGCUGCUGCUUUGGUGGUGAUGUAGCUGUGCUGCUGCUGCUGCCGCUCGGUCUUUGGGAGCUUCUGGAAGAGGUGCCCCCCCUCCUCCCCGUCUCCCACGCAGGCUGCUCCUGCUGCUGCUCUUCCUGCUGCCUACUGCUGCAGAGGCGGCGGCGCGCCCCCCGCGCCCCCCACGCUCCCGUAUCCCGGGGCCCCCCGCGACCCCAGCGGAGCGGCGAGCAGCACGAGGGGAGCGGGGCCCCCCACUGCUCGGUGAGAGGGCGGUGGGCACGGGGCCACCCUCACCACCACCACGACCACGACGCCGCGAUGGUGGCAAGCACAAGCACGCUGAGUAUCAGUCCGACAGAAGAGACCGUUUUGUCAUCAAGACGCCUGCCAGCGGUGGCGGUGCUAGAGGAAAUGUGUUUGGAACGUUCACGUUCAGAGCAGAGACGGGGAGGACAUCUCAAUCUCACUACUACUGCCUUGGGCGUCUAGAGCCACAGAAGCCUCCCACCGGUGCGACCAGGCACAGCGGUGGCCGACGCGCCCGGCACGGAGUCCCCAUGUCGAGCCGCAACACCUCCCCUGCCUCCUCGCCCAGGAAAACGCCCCAAGUUCCCAUCAAAGGCUCCCCAAAGCGCAAGGUGUCGGCCGGCGCUCAGCUGGGUCUGGAUGCCCUCCCCGGAGGGACCCCCAAGCGCCUGUCUGUCCCAGAGGUGUCCCGCUCGGCUCCGGGGCCCGGAUCGGCCGAGUGCUGCAGCGCCGGAGCGUGCAGGAGCUGUGACACCAGCCCCAACUUCAGCCGCCGGUGGAAGUACCUGUCGUGCAGCGAGAACCAUGGAGUGCGCACGCCCGCCCCCGAGCAGUACCUCACUCCCCUGCAGCAGAAGGAGGUCGCCAUCCGCCACCUGCGCUCGCAGCUGCGGGACACGCAGGGUCAGCUGGACGACAGGGAGAGUGAAGUGGAAGAGAUGAGGCUGCGGAUGCUGCGCAUGCGGGAGGACUGGGUGGACGGGGAGUGCCACCGCAUGGAGGCCCAGCACGCCCUCAAGGACGCCAAGCGGGAGAUACGGCAGCUCAAGUCGCUGGUCGACCUCAUGAAGAGCAGCCUCUCCGGCAAGGAGAGGAGCGUGCAGAAGUACUUCAUCGACAUCAACAUUAACCAGAAGCGGCGGCUGGAGAGCAUCUUCCACUGCAUGGAGGUGGCGCAGAGCACGGCCGCUCAUGGGGAAGCUCAGGCCGCCUCGUCGACGCCCUGCUCCCCCAAGAGGGCGCUGCCUCGGAGGUCCACAUACACGAAGCUCUCGGACAGCGCGUGCGUGGGCGCGCCGUGCGGUGGCCGGCAGGCGGCAGGAGGGGUGGUACUCGUGACGGACCGUGCCAUGUGGACCGGGGACGACGACUACGACGACGUCGAUGAGCGGCUCGCCGUCCUGGACACCGGCUCCACGGAGGGCUCGGACGACAUCGUUUUUGAAAGUUUGGUAAACUGCCGUGAACCGUUUGCCGUUCCAGCGAUAGCAUGUGGCCCCGCCGCAAGUCCCCUUUCUGGGAUGGUGGUCCGAGAGCGUCUGAGCAGUGCGGAGAUGGUCAUCUGUUUGGAGCGGGCAGUUCAAACGGACGAAGAAAUUUACGAAACACUUGGGCCCCAAGAUGUGACGUGGCACACAAACGGUGGUGCGUUCGGAGAUGACGCCUCCCGCCGUUCAUCGGCAGGACACGAUUGCUACCACUUGGAAAAAAGGGGUGACAUGAACACGGCAGAAAAUAACAGCCUGGAGAUGGGGCAGGUGUGCCAGCAACAGAAGUGGACAACGUCCGAAAGCAUUAGUCGCUUGGCGGAAUCUAAACUUGAGGCAGUCAUACAGAAAAUUGACGAAGUGUUCAAGCGUGAGAGCAAAUCAAGGCAUGCAUCGCAGUCGGACGCCAUCGAGAAGACGCAAGAAACUAAAGAAAUUAACUGCAAUCACAACGAUCGGGAAUGUGAAGAAGCGCAGCCAGACAAUGCGUGCCUCACGAGAUCCCCCUUAUCGGACGAGAAGCUGGCGUCUAACGACACUACCGAGGAGUUCACCGCCCCUUGCAGGUCCUACAGCAGGGGCACCAUGGGCAGGAGCUGCAGCCUGAACAACAUGGAGCGGUCCAGCCCCGAGCUGCGGCCCACGCGACCCGACCACGUGUGCCUGGAUGUGAACGCGUACGCCAGCGCGCUGCCCUCGGACAGCCCCGACGGCGGAACGCUCGACUCCAUGGAGGAGGACGACGCCGCCGCCGCCGGCGCCCCUUCCUCCGAGCCGACGGCGGGCCGGGCCUACUGGAGUCGCCACCUCCUGCUGGACACGCUGGCCAUCGCCGGGCCCAUGCUGCCGGCCGUCGCCUGGCUCCUCGGCAGUAACCGCGGGCGCGGGAUGCCCUUCUUCAACCUGCCGGGGCUACUGCGCGGCUGCUGCGUGCUGGCGCUCACCACGCUGCGCUCCGUGCCCCAGUCGCUGCUGUCGCCCAUCUGUCACUGCGCCCGCCCGAAGCCUCCCGACGUGGGCAACUUGGAGCAGCCGCUGUGAGUCGGGGGGCUUGUGCGGUGCGAGUGGUGGGCAGGCCAUCGGCCGGUUGGUGUUCGUCUGCAGGCCAUUGGGAGCUAUGCAGCAGCACUUUGCCUAAUCUUAGACCUCCGUAUGAGUCGAGUGAGAAUGUGAUACUAAUGUAAAUGCAUUUUGUGUUAUGAUUUUUGUUAAUCUUAUUAAAAACACCUCCAGUUGACAAUAUCCUAAAAUAUUAAUUAAAAAACAAGUCCAACCGUUGUUAAAUGUAGCAAGUUUUAAUAACCAGGGACGUGCGGUCAGGGGAGGCAGGGGAGGCAGAGCCUCACCUGCCAUACUUCAAUGAAAAUAGCUGUUACGAAAAGUAAAAAAAAAGAAUAAAAUAAAUAUUAAGAUUUUUCCACUGAUCUGUGUUAUAAAUGUCAUUUCUGUACGAUUCCAAUCAUUUUUAUAGUCAAAAUCGCCAAAUUUGCGGAGUUCCGCUGCAAAUACAGGAAGAGACGAGAGGUGAGGCAGCGACGAGCUCAGCCUCCCCUCUGAUUGUGCAACCCCUCAGUAACUGGAUGGAGCGCGGGCAAUAAACGCGUGCCUGUUACUAUCUCAGUAUGUCACCAAUGUAAUGUUUGUAGACCCCUUCAUUUCAUGUCCUCGUCUUCCAUACUCCAGUUAACUUAUUUCACGUAUGUGUAUAAAGAUAUUUAGGCUCGCUGGUCUCGUCAUGAAACUGCAAUGAAAAAGCACCAGGGGAGGCAGCUAUCACAUCUGCCUCACUGUGGGGGACGUGUCUAACACAUCCCCUCAGUGAGGCCACUCCCCCCUCAGUGUGUGAAUCUGGCUCUGACACUAGCCAGUGCCUCUCCAGCCAUUGACCUCACCGCACGUCACUGUUAAUAACGUGGAUAAAAGUUACAAGUUUGCAUUUUAUUAUGCAGGACCUAAAUUAUACUGCUAGCAAGGUAUACGACCUUGAUUUCACUCGAUGUCAAAAACUGCAUUGGUCCAUCUGUGUGCCUAUGGAUCACGAGCCGCUGGCUUAAUCUGCAGGUAAACACGCACGGUUUUGCUUUCUGCAUAUUUGUUCCCUCCUCAAAAUGUGCAACAGCUUUUGUGUCAAACGCAGCAAACCUCGUUGACGAUGUGUUUUUGUAGCACAUCUUCACUGCAGCAGGACCCUAAUGUUGUUCAUCUUCCGUGGUAUGGGGUAACCAUAGCGUGGAUCCCGUAUUCCGCGGAAAAUUAGUUUGCACCGCCGCCGUGUGCCGUGGGUCACGAGAGGAAUCGGCCGCACGACUCCAUUGAUCCGCACUACAGGUAGACCGCGCUUAGCGCGACCCCGUCGAACACCGAUUCGUUAUUGCUGCUUCUUGUCCUCCAAAUUUUUUUCCAUAAAAAAUAUAAGAAUCAAAACAUAAAGUACUUACGAGUGAGAGCACGCGGUUACGUACCCGCCAAUGAAAGUGACGCAAGCUGGGCCAACCAGACCCCCCACCCCCCAUUGAUUUGAUUAUCGCGAUUCGUAGUCACGAUUACAUAUGAAGUACCCGUCGAGGACGCUUGACAACGGAGUUGAGGCACACGUAUAUUUAUUUAACAAGUUGCCAGUACAGGACAGCCCUAGAGGGGGUAGCGGCCCCCUCACCCGUAUAACUCAGGGAAUACCCCUAGCUAUCCAUAGCCUAUCCCCUGAGUCCUCCACUAAGAGCUAGGGGAGGCUGUCUGGCCCGACACUGGUAAUCGGGCUCGGUACCCGGAGUCCCAGAGCACUGGCUCUGGUUCACGGGACCACGCCACUGGCUCGAGCCUGAUCCCGUGGGGCCCUGAUAAGGGCGGCGAUCAGGGGGAGUCCAGGGCUCUAGCUACGACGUCUUCCGACUUCUUAGCUUAACUAUAACAUAACUGACUAAGCCCAUAUAACGACCCCUUUUUAUACCCAACCCUCCUUGAGGGGUGGGGCCCCGGGGGAUCGUAACGCCGAACCAGCCCCCCCCCAGGGUGUCUGGCUCGGACGUCGCAGAGGGCAUCUCCCUGUGCACACACGUAGCCCCGCCCACUGUGUUUCUUUCCCAUAGGCUGCCAUGCAUAACGGCCCUCUCUCCAACGUCCCUACAUCACUCCCCCCCCGCAUAGCUCGCAGCCGU
Molecule: messenger RNA, 4822 nt
Organism: Lethenteron reissneri (Far Eastern brook lamprey)
Lineage: Eukaryota; Metazoa; Chordata; Hyperoartia; Petromyzontiformes; Petromyzontidae
Product: syntaphilin-like
Biological process (GO): synapse maturation; axonal transport of mitochondrion
Cellular component (GO): cytoplasmic microtubule
Source: RefSeq, a predicted model, not a curated record